AUGGAAUACAUAAAUGUAAAGCUGACCCGAGCAGAGCGGGAGAACUUGAUGUCUGAACACAAACCACACUACACUGGAUUUAGUGCCCAACCUCUUCAACAUCUGACUCAUCGCCGUAGGCCACGUUCCAUGCUUGACAUUGAAUGUCAUCAUUUUCUGAGAACUUCCACAGAUGACAUCACAAACCAGCGGCCAAGUUUGGAGCACAGGUUGUGGCUGCAAGCGGGAACAUGUACAGUCACCAUUCCCACUCAUCAGGAUAAAAACUACGACAGCAACAUGUGGAGAAAUUUCCGCCGCAGUUUCCAAAUCAAUUAUUCUGCUGAAGCAGGGAGAGUCACAGACGCUGUUGCCGCUUUGUACCCGGUAAAUAUUCCUCCACCUUCUCACGUCAAAGAUGACACAUUUGACAAAUUUCUGGGACAGACAAAAUUGUUUGAUAAUGACAAAUUCAAGAGUUUAGCCAUUCAGAGAGCAGCCACAGAGAUCUACGAGUUCCAGAAACUCCGGUGCCGAAGUCAGGCUCGCAACCCACCUUUAAAUGAGAAAGGUGACAUCCUGCCACCAGAGAACUACAAGAAGUAUGCCCAGAGAUGUGUUGCCCUUACAUCUCCUGCACCACCUGCAGAUCCUCUUGGGCAGAAGACAGACAUAUUUGGCAGACGCUACACACCCCGCUCACAGCCAGCUCUCUGGAAGCUCAGUUACAGGUUAAACCAUCCUAGAUUUGACAGACUUCAAGAGGAGAUCCAGACAAAGAGGCAAAUGGUUAGGACAGCAGACAACAAAAGUACAGACUGCAGACUCCAGCAGAUGUCACACUCACCUGACCCAGUUCAGUGA
Messenger RNA from Candidula unifasciata, 843 nucleotides. Lineage: Eukaryota; Metazoa; Mollusca; Gastropoda; Stylommatophora; Geomitridae. The record is from the annotation of a GenBank genome assembly.